GACGGACGCAGCAGCAGUAUGGGCAACUCACCGAGCGUGCUCGAGAGCAUUACGAGCUUCAGCGACAUCAACGACGUGCAGAAGGCGCUGCAGGAGACGCCCGACAGCACGGCCAUUGAGGUCGUCCAGGCCUUCCACGCCUGCGCGUACCUCGCGACGACGUGCCAGCGCCUCCAGUGCAUCCUCGAGCUCUUCCUAAAGCACGGCGUCGACGUUAACGCGAUGGACCCACAGCGUAACAACUGGACGAUCCUGCACCACAUGUUUGUCGCGCAAAAGACGUUCGUGCUGCCGUACUUGCUCUCGCGCGGCGCGCGGCCAUCGCGGGACCUCAACGGCCUCGCGCCGCACGACUACCUCCACAAGUCCAAGCACGACCACUACGUGCGCGCCUAUUUAGAGGCAACGACGUCCAUCUUGAGCGAGAAUCCGUCAUGCGACCCAACGUUCAACGAGCCGUGCGUUGUGCAGAUCGUGCACGACUGGAAGCGGGACACGCACGAGCUCGGCGAGCUUCUCCAUGUCAAGUGCAAGGGUGGGCCCGGCUACGUGCAGCUCAUCUACCACGAGAACGACUCGCCCGAAGGCCUCCAGGAAGAGGCUGUCUUUGACCAGUUCAUCCAAGUCGAGAAGGAAAAGACCAUCUCGUUCAGCACCGCGCAUCUUCCGGCGCAAGCGGUCGUCCACGUGCUCUAUGUCGCUUGUGACAAGCACAUGAUGCACCGGCAAGUGCAAGCGUCGGACGGACCGCUGAGCAUCCAGGCGAAUGUCGAAAAGUAUGUCUUCACCGUGAACGGCGAGGCCUUCCACCACGCCAACCCGGUCCUCGACGGCAUGGUGUUCCCAACGAUGCGCGAAUUCCAGCAGUUUAUGAAAAUGAUGAAGUCGGACAAGCUCGACGCAGUGCGGUACGAAGACGAGCCAGUGUCCAACCAGGAUGACACCGUGUCUGACGCAAGUCCAUAUGAGAGCGACAUGACACCGGCAACGCCCAACCAAGAUGGCGAAAAGCCCAGCGAAUGCCGCCACGACGAGCUGCUCACAGACGGAGCGUCCUCCAACCAGCUCGAGUGCGACGUCUAGGCAAAACAAGUAGUAGGGUUCUAUUAGUUGUCCGUGUCGUGAGUUUCAUCCACACCCAAAAGCCCAAAAAAAAUAUUUUUUAUACUUAUCCCAAAACUUAUUCCAAAAGACCACAAGCGAC
Molecule: messenger RNA, 1204 nt
Organism: Saprolegnia diclina VS20
Lineage: Eukaryota; Oomycota; Saprolegniomycetes; Saprolegniales; Saprolegniaceae
Exons: 1
Coding region: 19-1083 (354 amino acids)
Source: RefSeq, a predicted model, not a curated record